AUGCGUUUCCUCGUCUGUCAUAUGCAAAGCGAAAGGAAGGGUCGAUAACUUGACCAGAGGGCAUGAAUAUAACCCUAUUCUACUCUAAUUAAGAAUUUAAUGUACUUGAUAUUGCAAAUGGUAGACAAAUCGAUAAGAAACUGUUAGUUUGAGGAUAAAGAUAAAGGUUUUAUCGAGUCUAUGUUUGUUUAGCUGCUGUUAUCACGUCGGACUGCAGACUCCUGCUUUCCAAACACACCGCCUUUGUGGCAAUGACUGCGGACCUUUUAUCUGACCUGGAUAGUCGAUUCUUCGCCGAUAAUCUCUUAACGAGCGAAGAUUGGGAUGCCUGUCUGUUCAAGUGCGAGAGCAUGGAGGAAGGAGAGGACGGAGACUUCGGUCAGGGGCUGAAUUAUGAACCUUCGUUUGACAAUGACCUUGUGCUCACCCUCGAUCCUGACAACCGCACGUCGCCAUGGCGAUACCUUGACGACAACCUUCUCACAGGAAAUACCACAGUGAUGAAAAAUGAGAUGGCACUAACCGAGCCUCUACCUGUGGAAAUGUUGUUCCAGGUCAAGGCCGAGCCUCCCUCUCCUGCUUCCUCGCUGGAGUCUGAGUGUUCGACCUUGUCACCCGAUCCAAAGGUUACAAUUAAAGCUGAAAACCCUCCUACUCCUCCCUACAUGUACGGAGAUGUUCUGUCUCCACCGCUUGGGACAAUGGAGGUAACCGUGGCAACGGCAGCAGUACCCCCGUCGCAGUCCCAGGUGCCCACAGUUACACAGACACAGCUGCAGACACCGUUAACAUCCGUCCCAGCAGUCAUCACUGGAAUCCAGACACAGACUGCAGUCCUGCCAAACACUGCAACAAUAAAAGCCAGCACCAUCCUUAGCACCAAACCUCCCAUCCAGCCCAGACCUCUGUGUGUCGCCACGCUUCCCGUCCCCCAGAACCCCCCACCAGCAAAGACCCUCAUACUGCAGGGGCUCCCUUCCAUGGAUCAGACCCGACCUGUCGUCCUCUCUCCGUCUGUCUGCCUGAGUUCGACUCCGGCCAUCGUCAAAAUGGAGCCCGUGUCUCCGAGCAUCCCCCAGCACUGCUCGAGUCCGACUGCCUCCUCAACCAGCAAACCCAUCGUCCCGGCAACAACACCGUUACCCAGCAACAACCCCAACGAUAUUGAUAUGAAGGUGCUAAAGCGGCAGCAGAGGAUGAUCAAGAACAGGGAGUCUGCCUGCCAGUCGAGAAAGAAAAAGAAGGAAUAUCUGCAGAACUUGGAGGCUCAGCUGAGGGAGGCCCAGCAGGAGAACGAACGACUCCGCAGGGAGAACCAGGCGCUGAGGGAGAGGCUGGCAGUAAAGGAGAAUGGCGACUCUGCAAGCAACAAGCGAGCUGUGUGUGUCAUGGUGGUUCUGCUGUUCAUGACCUUCAGCUUUGGUCCUGUCAGCAUCACAGACAGGAAGCUGUCGACGGGUCUGCAGGAAGAUCUGGUGUCGUAUACGGGCCGCCGGCUGCUGGAGAUCGAGCAGCAGCAGCAACAGGCGGCUGUAGCUCAGCCUCUCACAAAGGAUGAGGACAAGUUGGAGAAACAAGAGUCUGAAGGAGACGAGCAGUGGAAGAGAGGAGAGGCAGAGCGAUACGCUCCAGAUUCUUAUCAAUUCCGAAACCUGAGUGACAUGUUCAGUGACAUGAAGGACCUGGUCCUGCCUGACAUAGAGCGAUACUUCACUUCUUCAGACUGCCGACAGUUCAACCGCUCCGAGUCUCUCAGGCUUGCAGAUGAGCUGAGAGGUUGGGUUCAUCGGCAUCAGAUCGACCGGAAGAAGUCUGGAGGAAAACCAAAGACAGUGAAAAAAGCAAAGAUCACUCAGAAAGCUCAGCUAAGAAAGGCAAACAUCUCCAGAUAUCUGCCAAUCCAGGCUCACCGCUCUAUAGAAAGUCAGCUGAGGGUUCUUCCCGGUCCAGAGGUUACUUACAGCGACUUCCUGGACGCCAUCGACCGCAGAGAGGACACCUUUUACGUUGUGUCUUUCAGGAGGGACCACCUGUUACUUCCUGCCAUCAGCCACAACAAAACCACCCGGCCUAAAAUGUCUCUGGUGAUGCCGGCCAUGUCCGUUAACGAGAGUCUCUACAACUCGUCUCAGGGCUACGAGAUGAUGAUGCAGGUGGACUGCGAAGUCAUGGACACUCGCAUCAUCCCAAUCAAGUCCUCCGCCGUCCCUCCAUCUCUCCGUGACCCCACCCCGCCACCUCCCUCCUCCCCGCAUGGCCCCCACCAUCACCAUGGCAACAACACCUCACUCAGAGGGCGCCACCAGCACCACCCGUCCUCUUCCCCAUCUCCCAGGCAGCCUCUACCCGCCCGAACACAAACCCCAGAAUACUUGAUCAGCCAAUCAGAAGGAGUCUGAACAGACAUCAACAUGAUGAUGAUGAUGAUGAUGAUGGUGGGAGAGGUGUAAGGUUGGUGGCUCAGAUGAAGAAUAAAAGGAAACUUUAGUUUGAGAUUCUUUUUUGAAUCUCUUCACUGAACAAGAAACGUUUCAGAGACGGUUAAAAUCCAACAAAGCUGCUAUUAAAAUCUGAACGUUUGUCUGUAUUCCAACAGUUACUGGUACUGAAAGGACUGGGAAAAGACUAAGUUGGAUUCAUUCGUCAUAUUUACCAAUACCUAAAAAUAAGAAACAAAGAGAGCAGCACUGGCACAUGAAAAGGAAUCGGUUCUGAUCCGUUCCAGGGUUCCUCAGAGACAUUUCUAUAAUCUUCCCUUCAAAGUUGAAUCACUUUUCCCUGUUGGCAUACCACAGAAAACAGAGCAUCUCUGUUUAGAGAGGCAGGCUUCCAGAAGAAAUUAUGGCAUCAAUGUUGAUUGAGAUGAUGGAAAUUGUUUUUUUUUGGAGCAGUCAGGAUUAAAAACUUUGAUUUUGGAGCUUAAGGCAAUGAAGUGAACCUAAUCCGAAUAAAAGAAGACAUGAUACACUUAUUUAUGUACUUAUUGAUUGAUAAAAGUACAUAAAUCAAAUUUUCUUUUAUUCAAAAGCUAAAAAAAGUAACUACUCAUAUCUUCCCUUCACGUUUUGAUGUAAAUAUAAUCCAUUUUAAAAUGUCUAGGCGGCUGCAUGUCUGAGGGUCUGAAUGGGUUAAAUAACUUUAAGAAAAGAUUCAAGAUGUUUUUUCUUUCUUGUUUUUAAUGUUAAAUGGAAUGAGAUGAAGUUCCUCUGAUCUUUUUUGCAGCAAACACACACUUUAGGAAUGCAGGCUGAGUUUUAGCCCAGAUAUCGGAUCAAAUGAAUUUAAAAAUGGCGCCACAGCAGUUUGAAUAUUUCAAGAGCCAACGGAUUUGCUUCAGUCUUUAUUUUUGCCAAUUCUUUUUUUCGUUAAAAUAUAUUUCUACAUCUUGAAAUGUAAAAACUUAAUUCAAAAGAUUAGAAAAUGCAGCUGAAGGUUGUUUUUUUUUUAUAUUAAUUUGCUAAUUUAUAUAUAAAUAUAUUUUCUGGGGAGGUUGGGUUAAACUAAUUUUGGAACUCGACGUCCCAGUUUCGUACAUUAGCUGUCACUUUUAAUCAUGUAUGGUUUUUUUUAUGUUAUUUAAUAUCUGUAAAUAUGAUUGUAGAUAUUUUGUUUGUAUUUUGUCACAUUUUCAAUUUUUUAUAUUUCUCUUUUCACAGCAAAAAGUAAAAAAAAGAAAAAACCUGUGAAGUUUUUCUUGUGAUGAAAUAUACUCUUUUAUAUUAACGAGUUCUGUCCAGUGAGGACCAACCAGCUUCUUUCUCUCCAGUGUUAACUGCACUGAUGUUAUACGCAUAUUCUUUAUGAUUGUACAUAGGAAUAAUAAAAUUGGGCUUGUUUUAUUUCUUAAAGAAAAGGUAACGAAAAGCUGAUUAGAGCCUGGAAGAAAGAUAAUAUUCAAGCAGUUUAUGACCUGGGACUUUAACACAGAACUUCUGACUCUCUUAAUGACUUUAUUUAAAGUCUACAUAGAAAAUUUCAUUGUGUUUUUUUCUUUUUCUGGCAAUAAAAUAUUCGACUAUUGCGUCACUCCAUAACGUCAUCAGUUAAACUGUCCGCUCUGCAUGAUGAAAAAUGUUUGCUUGUAUACUGCAAUUAAAGGGCGUCUCAGUUUGUGAAGCUUUGAUGUAAAUAGUUUAUUGUUGCAUAUUGGUAAUGGGAUUUUGAACCUUUGAAAAUAUUUCGAUAUUAUCCCAGGAACAUCAUUUUGAAUUUUCUCUUUUUUUAAGUUCAGACAAAAUGGAAUAAUUUCCUGAAAAAUCGUUUUUCUAUUAUAAUUUUUUUUUCUAUAUUUCAAAGUUAAACAAUAAUUUUCUAUUGUUGCUUCUAAAUGUUUGUAAAGCCUUUAGUUUGCUGAUGGUUUCUGGAUGAAUGUUUGUUCAAAUUUGGACUUUACUGUUUUGUCUGCACAUAUGUCUAAAAGAAAACUGAAUGAAUCUGUUUUUGUUUUUUAUAAAUACUGAAACAUUUUACAUUUGGCAUAAAUGUAUGCCAUGAAGAAAAAGAGCUGAUAUUAAGAAGAAAGGACCUCUUUAUUUUUAAUGGGUUGGUGUCACAAGAGGAGUCUGGGUUUAAAAGGGUUUGUAUGAAGUCCUUUUGAGCAAUGAUGUCAAUAAAACUGGUCCUUCAA
This is a messenger RNA of Cyprinodon tularosa, 4627 nucleotides long. RefSeq names its product activating transcription factor 6 beta (gene atf6b). Gene Ontology annotation, biological process: regulation of transcription by RNA polymerase II; endoplasmic reticulum unfolded protein response. Gene Ontology annotation, cellular component: nucleus. The transcript is spliced from 17 exons. Gene Ontology annotation, molecular function: DNA-binding transcription factor activity, RNA polymerase II-specific; RNA polymerase II cis-regulatory region sequence-specific DNA binding. The record is from RefSeq and is a predicted model, not a curated record. Bases 252 to 2399 code for a protein of 715 amino acids. Lineage: Eukaryota; Metazoa; Chordata; Actinopteri; Cyprinodontiformes; Cyprinodontidae.